This is a messenger RNA of Austrofundulus limnaeus, 864 nucleotides long. Its product is annotated as lysophosphatidic acid receptor 6-like. Gene Ontology annotation, biological process: positive regulation of Rho protein signal transduction; phospholipase C-activating G protein-coupled receptor signaling pathway. The record is from RefSeq and is a predicted model, not a curated record. The coding region runs from base 1 to 864 and encodes 287 amino acids. Gene Ontology annotation, cellular component: plasma membrane. NCBI's taxonomy places the organism in Eukaryota, Metazoa, Chordata, Actinopteri, Cyprinodontiformes, Rivulidae. The transcript has a single exon. Gene Ontology annotation, molecular function: lysophosphatidic acid receptor activity.
AUGAAGAACCCUGUGUUUGCUCUAAUUUAUGGAUCGAUCAUAGCUAUUGGUCUGCCGCUCAACGCCAUAGCGCUAUGGAUUCUGCUUCGUCGCCAUGGCAGUAAAUCAUCCAGUGCCGUAUUCAUGAUCAACCUGGCGAUAUCGGACCUGUUGCUCAUUAUUUCUCUUUUUAUGAGAGUUCACUAUUACUCGUCAGACACCUGGCAGUUUGGAUGGCUGCCAUGCAUCUGGUUCACCAUGCUUUUUCGCAACAACAUCCGCACAAGCUCCAUCUUCAUCACCUUUAUCAGCGUGGAUCGGCUGCUGGCUGUGGUUUACCCUCUGAGGUCACGCCAUCUGCGAACUACAUCCAAAGCUGUGAGAGGUGCUGUAUUUGUCUGGCUGGUUGUGCAUGUGGUGAAUGUUCCCGAGGGCUUUGGCUUUUCGAAACAUUUGGAUAAUCAGACCUGCUUCGAAUUUAACACAGGGAACAACUCAGCAAUAAAUGGGACGCUGCGCAACUCAGCGCUGGCUGACAAACUGCAGCUCGCAAUUGGAUAUUUUCAGCUUGUGCUACUGUUCACCUUACUGGUGGUCAAUAUAUUGUCCAUGGUUAUGGUGUCCUGGACGCUCCACAGGCAUCUGAAUGAUUCUGCAAAGGUGGACAACAAGCUGAAUAUCAAGCUGAUUUUUGCCACGAACUUGAUGAUGUUCAUCGUGUUCUUCCUGCCAGUGUCCUUGGUGGUUUUCUUUGAUAACUUAAGGCCCGUUCUGAGUUGUCUUGCCAGUGUAAACUGCUGUUUGGACCCGCUGUUGUAUUACUUUUCUUUUGAUGGUUUCUGGAAGAAAAAAGAGGGUGUGGAGAUAUCUCUAGCAAGAGACUAG